Molecule: messenger RNA, 534 nt
Organism: Pogonomyrmex barbatus (red harvester ant)
Lineage: Eukaryota; Metazoa; Arthropoda; Insecta; Hymenoptera; Formicidae
Product: alanine/arginine aminopeptidase-like
Source: RefSeq, a predicted model, not a curated record
AUGGAGAAGAAAGUCGAUCGAAGUGCAAUGGAAUCAAAUUUUAAAUUAAUUAAAGAUGUCACAGUCGUAGUUGAAUUUAUGUGGCAACAACCAGAAGAAUCUUUAAUGAGAAAUAAAUAUGCGAUCGCAGAUUUGACAGAUGAUAGCGUGGAUAAAUUGCAGUUCGUAUUUUAUAGAGAAGAAGAUAUUAUUUACAAUGAAGAAAUCAAUCCCAUCGCACGCAAAAUCGAGUUAUCACGUAUAAUAGGACGUAAUAAAGUUGUAGGUCAAUUGUUUGAUACUGCGGUUAGUCCAUCAUGGUGGUCUUGCAUGUGGCUGAACGAGAGUAUUGCUACGUUGUUCGGCGUGUAUACAAUCAAUCAGAUUAUGCCUGAGAAUCGAAUGUUGGAUUUAUUCGUAGUCCAGACUCAACAAGAAUCUCUUCGUCUAGAUGAUUCACAACUUAUGAAUCCUCUUGAUUCAGAAAUUGACAGUAUGUCUAAAAUUAAUUCUCUCUUCUCUUUCAUCUAUUACAUAAAAAGUAUAGAGUACUGA